Molecule: messenger RNA, 2289 nt
Organism: Orycteropus afer afer
Lineage: Eukaryota; Metazoa; Chordata; Mammalia; Tubulidentata; Orycteropodidae
Gene: PSEN1
Product: presenilin 1
Biological process (GO): negative regulation of apoptotic process; amyloid-beta metabolic process; Notch receptor processing
Cellular component (GO): Z disc; ciliary rootlet; lysosomal membrane
Molecular function (GO): aspartic endopeptidase activity, intramembrane cleaving; beta-catenin binding; cadherin binding
Source: RefSeq, a predicted model, not a curated record
ACCUAAUCUGAGAAACCUGCAAGCGACAGCAGCCCACGGGGUCCUUCGACAGCUUGGCCUGGAGGAGAACACAUGAAAGGAAGAAUCCCAAGAGGCUUUGUGUUCUGUGACAAAGUAUUUCUAUACAGUUGCUCCAAUGACAGAGCUACCUGCGCCCUUGUCCUACUUCCAGAAUGCACAGAUGUCUGAGGACAACCACCUGAGCAAUACUGUACGUAGCCAGAAUGACAUUAGAGAACGGCAGCGUCAUGAACAUAAUGAGAGGCGGCGGCGGGGCAAUCCUGAGCCAUUAUCCAAUGGACAAGCCCAGGGUAACACCCGGCAGGUGGUGGAACAAGAUGAAGAAGAAGAUGAGGAGCUGACGUUGAAAUACGGUGCCAAGCAUGUGAUCAUGCUCUUUGUCCCAGUGACUCUCUGCAUGGUGGUGGUCGUGGCCACCAUCAAAUCAGUCAGCUUUUAUACCCGCAAGGAUGGGCAGCUAAUUUAUACACCAUUCACAGAAGACACUGAGACUGUGGGCCAAAGAGCCCUGCAUUCAAUUCUGAAUGCUGCCAUCAUGAUCAGCGUCAUUGUUGUCAUGACUAUCCUCCUGGUGGUUCUGUACAAAUACAGGUGCUAUAAGGUUAUCCAUGCCUGGCUUAUUAUUUCAUCUUUGCUGUUGCUCUUCUUUUUCUCCUUCAUUUAUUUGGGGGAAGUGUUUAAAACGUAUAAUGUUGCUGUGGACUACAUCACCGUUGCACUCCUGAUCUGGAAUUUCGGCGUGGUGGGGAUGAUCUCCAUCCACUGGAAAGGCCCGCUUCGACUGCAGCAGGCAUAUCUAAUUAUGAUCAGUGCCCUUAUGGCCCUGGUAUUUAUCAAGUAUCUCCCUGAAUGGACGGCAUGGCUCAUCUUGGCUGUGAUUUCAAUAUAUGAUUUAGUGGCUGUUUUGUGUCCAAAAGGUCCACUUCGUAUGCUGGUUGAAACAGCUCAGGAGAGAAAUGAAACACUCUUUCCAGCUCUUAUUUAUUCCUCAACAAUGGUGUGGCUGGUAAAUAUGGCGGAAGGAGAUCCAGAAGCCCAAAGGAGAGUAUCCAAAAACUCAAAUUAUAAUGCACAAAGCACAGAGAACGAGUCACAGAACUCUGUUGCAGAGAAUGAUAAUGGAGGCUUCAGUGAAGAGUGGGAAGCUCAGAGGGACAGUCACCUGGGGCCUCAUCGGUCUACACCGGAAUCACGAGCUGCUGUACAGGACCUUCCCAGCAGCAUGCAGCCGAGUGAGGAUCCAGAGGAAAGGGGAGUCAAACUUGGAUUGGGAGAUUUCAUUUUCUACAGCGUUCUGGUUGGAAAAGCCUCAGCAACAGCCAGCGGAGACUGGAACACAACCAUAGCCUGUUUUGUAGCCAUAUUAAUUGGUCUGUGCCUUACCUUGCUGCUCCUCGCCAUUUGCAAGAAAGCGUUGCCAGCUCUUCCGAUCUCUAUCACCUUCGGGCUUGUUUUCUACUUUGCCACAGAUUAUCUUGUGCAGCCCUUUAUGGACCAAUUAGCAUUCCAUCAGUUUUAUAUUUAGCAUAUUUGCAAUUGGAGUCUCUUGGAUUUUUCUCCUUUGACUGGAAAUCUGGGAAGGGCAAAGGUGAUUUUCCUGUGUCCACAUCUAACAAAUUUAAGACUCCCUGCUGGACUUUCUUCAGCUUCCCUCCAUGCUUUUCUGACCACCUGCAGUAUUGGGCACUGAAAGGCAGGUGUCUACAGAAGAUGGUUUUGAACAUCCUUCGUUGUGAUGGACUGAGUCCCUCGGUGCAAAAACUGCCAGAUGGAGGGGCAGAAACAAGGAAAGAUGAUGGGCCAAGAAGUUCCUGGGUUCCCACCAGCAAUUUGACCCUGGUCACAGGUAGAUUUCACCAACACUAUGGACUCUCAGGACUACCAUCACCAAGAGGUGAAAGGAAGUGGUUUAAACAAAACAAGACUCUUCAUCUUAAACUACAUCUUGAAAAAUCAACCUAAUAUGUCUUUAUUAGUUGAAUUCUGGACCUUUCCAGGAGUUACUGUGAGGAGACAGGCACCAGAGCAAAAUGGAAAGGUUGAGGGGUUCACACUUUUUCGGUUGUUGUUAUAGACUUGUCAUUUGUAGAUAAGACUUUUUACCCCCUUGAGUCACAUCAGACAUACAGGUUGAUUUUGACAGUUUAUGUUCUCAAGCACUGAAACUCCAUUACCAUCUAUGGUUGCCACUUUUCCCAAGGCUAAUUUGAGAUUGAUUUAUCCCAAAGUCUCAACCUCAGAUUCCAAAUUCAGUAGUUUCUGGAAAUA